CCGCGUGUAGAAGUUUCUGGCCUGGGUUGUUUUGGUGCGUAGGGAAGGUGCAGAAAAUGGGUCGCAGCCGAAGUAGGUCCCCUGAAAGGCGGAGAGAGCGCAGACGUUCCCGAUCCGCUUCAAGAGAGCGAGAAAGGAGGAGGCGGGAACGAUCUCGAUCCAGAGAGAGACGUCGGAGUCGUUCACGAUCCCCACACAGACGCCGUUCUAGGUCUCCCCGACGACACAGGUCUUCCUCCAUUUCUCCUUCUAGACUGAAGGACAGACGAGAUGAUGAUAAGAAAGAACCCAAGGAAUCUAAAGGUGGAGGUUCUAAGGAACGACAGCUAGCAGCUGAAGAUCUUGAAGGGAAAACCGAAGAGGAAAUUGAAAUGAUGAAGUUAAUGGGCUUUGCUUCAUUUGAUUCCUCCAAGGGGAAAAAAACAGAUGGAUCUGUUAAUGCAUAUGCCAUAAAUGUUUCUCAAAAGCGAAAAUACAGGCAGUACAUGAACAGAAAAGGAGGAUUUAACAGACCCCUGGACUUCGUUGCUUAAGGUGUAUGACGGUCAUGAUUCUGAUUUAUACAAGAUGUAAACUAAGAGCUUAAUGGUAACUUCAGUAAAGCGGAGAUAGAAAGGAAUCGUGAGCUGCAGUUGACAGGCAGCAAAGCAUUCCGAUUGGAAGCUUCCGAGCAUGUACUUGUGUGUGUGGCCCAGAAAGCAUCCCAUCUUAUAAAGUAACACAACUUGGAAAAUAGGGCCAUAUGUGUGUGUGUUUUUAAUCCCCCAUACACAGUUAGGUGUGACUUGUCAAUCAAUGUUGUGAUAUGAGACCAGUUGCAAUGCCCCCACCCUAAUCAUUCAUGUUUUAUUUCUCGGUCAUAUAUAUAUUGUGAUGUGAAUAAACUGUUACUGAUAUACUGA
Xenopus laevis (African clawed frog) is the source of this 902-nucleotide messenger RNA. It is a transcript of the gene snrnp27.S, whose product is annotated as small nuclear ribonucleoprotein, U4/U6.U5 27kDa subunit S homeolog. Gene Ontology annotation, cellular component: precatalytic spliceosome; nucleus. The record is from RefSeq and is marked provisional. Gene Ontology annotation, biological process: RNA splicing. Lineage: Eukaryota; Metazoa; Chordata; Amphibia; Anura; Pipidae.